CAAGUUUAACCUAACCUAAUUAAUAAUUUGAUUGGCUGUGUCUAAUUGUAUUAUGUCGAAUUGGGAUGCCUCCGAUAUAUAAGUAUCUUAUCAUAAAAAUAUCGAUAAGAAUUAUUGUUUGGGCAACUUUUAAUUUGGAGUUUCAAUGUAUAUGAAAAUAUUCAGAGAAUCUUGAAAAUGGAUUUACACACUGAUGUUAAAAAGGCGACAUCGCUUCCUUCCGCAAAUAAUGCAAAGUUCUUUCGGCUGACAAGUUCGAGUCAAGCCGAGAAAGAUCGAAAAAUGAAUGAAAAAAAAGUGAAAACACCACAGAAUUUAAUAUUACUUGAAGAUAAUACAGAUAACAGUACUAGGGAAAAUGACAUAAAUAAUGAAAUAAAACCUGCUUUUGACAAACAUGGAAUUUCAGCUGCUAUUAAAGAAAUAAAUGGCGGCUUAGAUUUAUCUAAUAAACAUUGGGAAAGUUUUUGGGCGAAGCAUCUCCAAGAUAUGAAUAAUGUUGAGAUAAAGGAAUCGCAUAAAUCAUGCUCACAUAAAGACACAGAAGCAAAAUCUGAAGAUCAAUAUGAAAUCAAAAACUCAGAGCAUCAUCAAUUAAUAAAGCGAGAAGAUAAAAUAUUUAGAAAUGCUGCAUUUAUGGGUCUUGUGAAUACAAAGCAGAUAUCAUUGGAAGAUCUUGUUAGCUCAAGUAACAAAAAUUGCACCAAAAACGAAAAUAGACUGAAGACUUUGGACACACAGAUUGAUGACAAUUAUCAAGUAAUGUCUAUUCCUCUUUGUGAAGAUCCUGAGAUUUACAUUCAUCCCUUACGAAUGGGAAUAGAUAUAAAAAUGUUCAAAGACAUAGAUUUUACCGUCCCACGUGUUGGCAAGAAGAUAAAAGAGACACCACAACAAUAUUUUCUCAGAACAACUAAUGAUGAUUCAUUUAAGUUUGUAAAAAAAACAAGAACACAGUCUAAAUAAUGAAGGAAUAUCACAAACAUGCUUUAUCAAGAUAAUCAUGAUAACUUUGUUUUUAGAUUCAUAGAGCAUAUUUGUUAAGAUCUUUGUUAUAAUCUUAAAUAUAAGAUCCUAGGUAUAAAUAUAAUUUGUUUAACUUUUGUUUAACAGAAUAUCUUUAAAUUAAAGUAGCAAAUAAUCAAUUACGAUUAUAUAUAAAAAUUUAAUUUUGUUCGAAUCAAUUUUGUGUUAUAAAACGAUUUAUUAUUAUACAUUUUUUUCUUAAGUUUAUAUUCUCAUAUUGUCAUGAAUGUAUUUUAUAUAUACACACCCACAUAGACACACACACACACAUACACACACACACAUGUAUACAUGUAUAUAUAUGUACAGGACAAUCACGGCUAAUAGACCUUGAAAUAAAGAUCAAAAAUUUUUCAAUAUUAAA
Harpegnathos saltator (Jerdon's jumping ant) is the source of this 1390-nucleotide messenger RNA. RefSeq lists its product as uncharacterized. Bases 178 to 966 code for a protein of 262 amino acids. The record is from RefSeq and is a predicted model, not a curated record. Lineage: Eukaryota; Metazoa; Arthropoda; Insecta; Hymenoptera; Formicidae. The transcript has 5 exons.